CUUUCCUCUUUAGCCAAUAGCACUCAAUAUUCAGAGAAAGUGAAAGAAUUCAAAAGAAAGAAAGAGACCAUGUUUUGAGGAAGGAGACAUGCAUCAUCCCAACCUCACAUGAUUUAUAGUUUUGAUUAUUUGUACUCUGCUUUGAGAGGAAACAAACCCAUUUUUGGGUGAUUGGUAGGUAAAUAAACGCUUUGUUUUGUCUCUUUUUUCGGAUAUGUUCUGUUUUUUUUUCUUGUUCUCGUUUUUGUUCUUUUGAACUGGAUCAUUAAAGUUCGAGUGAUUUUUGAUAUACAGUUCUAGGAAUCUACUAUGUGAUUGAUUUCCCUAGUUACUGGUAUUGCAUGUUCGUGCUUUUUGUGAACGUUUCAAUGAUUUGAUCUGAUUUGUUAGUCCGUCGGUUAUCAAAUUCAGAAUCUUUGCUUCCUACUUAAUUUCAUAAUCGGAUCUGAUUUUUUUUUUCUUUAUUUUUCUUAGAUCUGUUGUUCUUUGUUUGAAUCAAGAACUGUUGUUUUAGAUUCGCUUGCAAUUGAUUUAUGACUAGUUGUUUAUACUUGACUGGGUUAUAUUGUCUCUUUUCAUGGAUAUACUAUUGUCUGGUGAUUAGCUUACUGAAGUAACGUUUUAGAUAAUGCAAGAGUUUCAUAGCAAAGAUUCAUUGUCUAGUCCUACAACUUCUUGGGGAAACUCUGUGUUAUCUAACUCAAACGUCCAAGGAUCAUCAUCAUCAGCCAUGACCGACAACAACAACAACAACAAUACGUUAAGCUUGACUAUGGAGAUGAUGUCUGCCCAUUUCCCAGGGAUGAAACAAACUGGUUUUCAAUUGCAGGGUCAUGAUGAUUCUUCCUCUACACUAUCCACUGGAGGAGGAGAAUCAUCUGGUGACGUUGCAAGUUUGGGGGGACAUAAUAGUAAUAAUCGUUAUGGCCACAACUUUGUUACCCAUCUCUCAGGUCACAAAGAAAUCGCAGUGAGUCCUAGUGGAAGUCAUCCAAAAUCAAUCUUGUCGAAGGUCUCUCAAAACUCAGCUCCUCCUCCUACUAUUGAGGCUUCUUGGCCUCUACAUGGCAAUUGUUUCAUGUCUUUUCCAUAUGCAUCACAACACAUGCAGCAUCCACAAAUUGGAGGGUUGAUGAUACCUUCUCGAAUCCUUCUGCCUCACAACAUUCCAGAGAACGAACCAAUCUUCGUCAAUGCCAAACAAUACCAAGCCAUUCUCCGUCGCAGGCAGCACCGUGCAAAGCUUGAAGCUCAGAACAAGCUCAUCAAAGCCCGUAAACCAUACCUUCACGAGUCUCGCCACCUUCAUGCGUUAAAGAGAGCUAGAGGCUCUGGUGGACGUUUCCUCAACACAAAGAAGCUUCAAGAAUCAAAAUCUCCUCCAUUCUUGGCCACAUCGGUCAAGUUCAGACAGAGGGAGAUUUUGGGCGUUGCGGUCGGGUCUAGUGGCCCGGAGUUAACUGGGAACAACAUGGACAUGUUCCAACAAGACCCACAACUCAGAUUCUCAGGUUAUCCAUCAAACCACCAUGUCUCAGUUCUCAUGUGAGAAUAGUGGUUGAUGAGAGACCAUGACGGGAAGUCAUCCUUGGCUAUUACUGAUCCAUAAAAAGUGUGUUCUGUCUUUUUAAUUCUGCUUUCUUUAAUCUCUAUUGCAAAAAAAAAAAAGUUGAAAAUCUUUCAACCAGUUUGUUUGUUAUGUUCUUUUCUUUUAUGGGAUUGUUUAUGGUGUGUGGUUGGAUUGUUGAUACUUUGGUUUAAACUUUUGUGAAUUAUGUAAUAUAAUAAUUAUCUAUCUGUACAGAACCAGUGUUAUGCAAUAUGUACAACAAAUUAAUCAUUAUUUAUA
Messenger RNA from Brassica rapa (field mustard), 1849 nucleotides. RefSeq names its product nuclear transcription factor Y subunit A-6. Lineage: Eukaryota; Viridiplantae; Streptophyta; Magnoliopsida; Brassicales; Brassicaceae. The record is from RefSeq and is a predicted model, not a curated record. Gene Ontology annotation, molecular function: DNA binding; DNA-binding transcription factor activity. Gene Ontology annotation, cellular component: CCAAT-binding factor complex. Gene Ontology annotation, biological process: regulation of DNA-templated transcription.